Molecule: messenger RNA, 612 nt
Organism: Apodemus sylvaticus (European woodmouse)
Lineage: Eukaryota; Metazoa; Chordata; Mammalia; Rodentia; Muridae
Product: cystatin-related protein 2-like
Exons: 4
Coding region: 223-612 (129 amino acids)
Source: RefSeq, a predicted model, not a curated record
GUGCCGGCAGCUACCUGUACCAAGGAUAGUGGACUGAGGCUGGAAGAAGCAUGGAUGAAUUCUUUUUCCAUGAGUAAGUCAGGUCUGUUAAGAUCCCCUGACCAUGCACAUCUCAGGAUCAAUCCCCAAAGGCAAAGGGCUAGUGGGAUGCUCUGCUUUUUUCUUUUUCUGGAGAAGCCAUACAUCUGUUUAGGACACUUUCAUCAGGAUUGACAUUUUGGGAUGCCUGCUUUGGAUCUAACAGAGAACAGCCAUGCAACCAGAAAAAGUACCAUGAAUCGCAAGACUGUAUCCACACUGAACGAAGUAUUUGAUACCUUCAGGAUUGUUUUCAAUGAGAAGAGCAAUGAUACAUAUCUCAGAAACUUACGGCAAAUAUCUAAAAUCAACAAAAUGGGUGUUGUUCAAAUUGCAAUGGAAAGAACAGCAUGCACAAAGGCUGAAUCUGACUUUGACAAAUGUUUUCUCCAUAAACAGUUCAUUCAGAUAAGGGAGAGGCGUGGAAAAACAUCAUACCUUAUAUUGAGUCCUGAAAAAUUGACAUGCAAUAAGUUCCUGUCUAAGUUGGCCAACUGUCCCUUCACUGAACAGGUACAUCAGCAGAAGAUAUAA